AUGGCCAUUACAACACAUUCUACAUUCAACCACAAUACGGAGGGACAUGAAGUCGCAGUAUCAUUUUCUUCCCAGAUCUAUGGCAAGACAAUCAUCAUCACCGGUGUGAAUCUUGAAGGGAUUGGCUUCGCAACCGCUCAAGCUCUUGCCUCUCAGUCUCCGAAAAUUUUGAUUCUUGCUGGUCGUACCCCCUCCAAGAUCCAAGAUUGCAUCACGACCCUCAAAGCCGAGUUCCCUGACGUGAAUUACCGUGGUUUGCAGAUAGACCUUUCCAGCCAAAGGUCCGUCCGCAAAGCCGCUGCUGAGGUUCUCGCAUGGGAGGAUAUAUCUGCGAUUGAUAUCCUUAUCAACAGCGCUGGCGUCAUGGGCGUGCAAGAGCGAACCUUGACCGAAGAUGGAAUUGAGAUGCACUUCGCCACAAACCAUAUCGGACACUGGCUCUUUACUUGCUUGAUCAUGUCUAAGGUCAUUGAGGCUUCCAACCAUAGCCCGAAGGGUGCCACGCGAAUUGUGAACGUGAGUUCAGGCUCGGCUCGAGUGUCAAACAUUCGCUGGAACGACAUCAAUUUCGACAAGAAGAACAACGAUCUUCCCGAAGAAGAGAAACCCCGCGAAGACAUUCUCAAGGCUUGGGGAUACAAGGAAAUUGGAGAGUCCUCUUAUAUACCGUUGGAUGGCUAUAAUCGCAGUAAGGUCGCAAACGUCCUCUUCGGUAUCGGUGUGAACAAGCGCCUUUAUGAGAAGUACGGGAUCGUAUCCCUCGCUGUUCACCCGGGUAUUAUCGCGACGGAGCUUGGAAGGAAUUUCCCCCCUGAGACAAUCCAAGCUAUCAAAAGCAUGUUUGAAAGUGGAGUCUGGUCUUAUAAGACCCUAGGUGCAGGGGCUUCGACUAGUCUCGUUGCGGCGCUGGACCCGAAGCUGGGGGAUAACGUUGGGGAGACUAAGUACGGCAGUGAGAAUUGGGGGGCUUUUCUUGACGACUGUCAGAUCAGCGGUGGUGCCACACCUCUUGCGGUCUCGAGUGCAGAGGCGGAGAAACUAUGGAAUGUCUCUGAGAAGUUGGUUGGGCAGAGCUUUGCCUGGCGAACGGAUGAAGUCUGCUUAGAAUCAUAG
Messenger RNA from Penicillium longicatenatum, 1113 nucleotides. RefSeq lists its product as uncharacterized. NCBI's taxonomy places the organism in Eukaryota, Fungi, Ascomycota, Eurotiomycetes, Eurotiales, Aspergillaceae. The coding region runs from base 1 to 1113 and encodes 370 amino acids. The transcript is spliced from 2 exons. The record is from RefSeq and is a predicted model, not a curated record.